This is a messenger RNA of Mugil cephalus (flathead mullet), 1468 nucleotides long. Its product is annotated as histone H2A.V. The record is from RefSeq and is a predicted model, not a curated record. Lineage: Eukaryota; Metazoa; Chordata; Actinopteri; Mugiliformes; Mugilidae. The coding region runs from base 147 to 533 and encodes 128 amino acids. Gene Ontology annotation, molecular function: DNA binding; protein heterodimerization activity; structural constituent of chromatin. Gene Ontology annotation, cellular component: nucleosome. The transcript has 5 exons.
GCGCACCCUGAUUGGCUGUCCGGCCUCCCACGAGGGGUUGCAAUGUAAAAGAUUUGCGAAAGGGUUUAUUGUUUCUCUGCUUUCGGGAGCCGAAAUUAUUUUUGCUGUAUCUUCUCACUUCUGCGAUCAAAUAACGAGGCGGAAAAAUGGCUGGUGGCAAGGCAGGAAAAGACAGCGGCAAAGCCAAGGCGAAAGCGGUGUCGCGCUCCCAGAGGGCUGGGCUGCAGUUCCCGGUGGGUCGUAUCCACAGGCACUUGAAGACCCGCACAACCAGCCACGGCCGCGUAGGAGCCACAGCGGCUGUGUACAGCGCUGCCAUCCUCGAGUACCUCACGGCUGAAGUACUAGAGUUGGCGGGAAAUGCCUCCAAAGACUUGAAGGUGAAACGUAUCACUCCCCGUCACUUGCAGUUGGCCAUUCGUGGUGAUGAGGAGUUGGACUCUCUUAUCAAGGCGACAAUUGCUGGUGGAGGUGUAAUUCCCCACAUCCACAAAUCCCUCAUUGGGAAGAAGGGCCAGCAGAAGACUGCAUAGACACCACGUUGACCAGAAAUUUUGGGGCUUGGGCUUUGAUCGGACCAGGAGUUCACAUUUGUUCUUUUUUUUUUUUUUAUUAUUAUUAAUAUUAUAGCAAACGAAGUGUGAUUGCUAGACUUUGUGUUGUUACAUUUUCCCAUAGCUAGAAAAAUCGUGCAGAAAACCCCCUUAACGACAGAAAAUCCUUUGUAUGCUCUUGUAGAACGUUUGACUGGGGAGUUCAUGAUUAUUUGAAAUGUUGGCAGUGAAUUUGUUUGAUUGGCCUGGUUCUCUGUAAUGUUUUAUACUAUAAAAAAAGAAAAUUGUUAAACCAUUUUUAUAUAUAAAAAAAAAAAUAUCUCGUUUUGUGGUUAUUUUCUUGAAUUUGCAAUUUAUACUACAACCAGUUUUUAAGGAAAUGAUUUUUUUGGACAGUGACUUUAACAGCAGCUAUAUGUAAGAUGGUGCUUCUUUCCUUUUACUGUAAUAUUCUGAACUGCACAAAGACAGUGAUGUAUUAAAAGUUAAUGUUUUUCUUUUUUUUUUUUUUCUUUUUUACAUCAAAAUGAAAUAUUGAAAACAACCUAUUGUAAGGGUCUGCUACAGUGUUUUGUGCCAGUGUUUACAGCAGCUGAAGAAAAUGUGUUAAAACUUGAAAUUACAUUAUUGGCAGUGUGAUCAGGUGACGCUGAUCUUGCAGUUUAUUGCUUCAUUGUGGAACAAAUGUGUUGCCAUUUGUUAAACUACAUAUCGCUGUGGAUGGUUACCUUCAUACCGCACCAGUGCUAAAAAAAAAAACAACAACAAAAAAAAACAAUUACAUGCAAUACUUAUUUGUAUAGGCAAACUGAAACGUCCCCGUCCCUAAACGUCCUAAAAAGUUAGAGCCUUUUUAAGAACAAUGUGUUCAGGGAAAUGAUUUUUAUCUUUGAAUAAAUACCCUUGGCAUGUUG